Pseudopipra pipra is the source of this 3993-nucleotide messenger RNA. RefSeq names its product fibrous sheath interacting protein 1 (gene FSIP1). The coding region runs from base 281 to 2116 and encodes 611 amino acids. The record is from RefSeq and is a predicted model, not a curated record. The transcript is spliced from 12 exons. Lineage: Eukaryota; Metazoa; Chordata; Aves; Passeriformes; Pipridae.
CGCGGGGACGGUCGUCAUGGGAACGGCGGCGGCGGCUCCGCGGGUCCUGCCGCCCUCCCGCGGUGAGAACGGGGCUCGUCUGUCCCGCCCGCCUUCCCUCCCAAAAAAUCCACGGGUGUUGUGGGCCAUGCUGCUGGCAGAGGCCUCGUGUAGGCCAGAACUCCUUAGGGAAUAGGGGGCCUCCCGGCUGGCCGCGGUGGGAAGCGGGACUGCAGCUUCAUCGGACGUGGAGGCACGUGGUGAUUGGUGUAAAGAGGCCUCUGCGGGGGAUGAGCCCGGGAUGCACGAGGUAACAAUGGACAUUACAAGUGGGAGCGCAGAUGACAUUUCAAGGCCUGCAUCUAGCCCAAAACUCAAUUGUGGAUCUUUGAAUACGUCUAUAGAGUUACUAACACCAGAGCCACAUUUGCAAAAGGUUGAUUCACUUGUCAGUGUGGCUUAUGGUUAUCAGAGAGGCAGUCUAGAAGAUUGCUGUCCAGCAGAAAACAAAAGAGAGAAAUCUGAUGUCCAGACAGUAAGAACAGAUCAGCAAACCACAGUGGAGAGUACGACCUUCUCUCUUCAGAAAUGUAUACAGAAUCCCAACGAAUUGUCAGGAUAUAGCUCUAAUUCGGAUUGUGAAGACAUUGAAACAUGGACUUUGAAAUUCUGUGAACCUUUCCAAGGAAAACCAAGUACUGCAAAAUCAGCAAACUUGAAAUGUUCUGAAGACACAGAUGUAGAUCCUCAGAUUCAAGCAGCUAUAAAGAAAAUGAAUAAACUUGACACAAUACUUGAAAAGCGACAUCUUAAGGAGAAAGAAAUUAAAAAACAAGGCAAAGAAAUGAGGGCAGUGCUCUGGGAAGAACUUCAGUCUAUCAGAACCAGAGGAGGCCACGAGGAGAUAGAAAACACAAACCUUUUUUUAGCUUUGUUCUCACCGUGGCAGGAUACAGCUGAUCCCUCCCAUACUAAAGAAAAUGAAAUAUGUACUUCAGUAAUUCACACACAAAUGAAUCCAGAAGAUUAUGAUUGUCAUCAAGCCCAACGAAGCAAGGAUUAUCCAAGUGAAUUAGAAACAGAAUUAGAAAAAACAGCAGAGAAAACACAUAGCAAAAAUAAAAACAACAAGGAUUUCAUUAAAAAGAACAUUGAGGAGAAUGUAUCUGUCUGGCUAACACCAGGAGAAGGGUACACACCUGAACCCACGGAAUUUCAUCUCCUAAAUGAAAUAGACAUUAAGCUUCAAGCACUACUAUCUGAUGGGGAUUUUUCUGCAAUUUCCAGCUCUUUCUCAAAACCUCCAAGCCAGAUUUAUCAGGAGUCUCUGGUUUAUGCCAACAGAAGCCUAGAAACAGUUCCAGGUGAAAAGGUUCUGCGGGACAAUAAGGAAAAACGUGAUCAACAGAAUCGUCUGAAAGAAAUAGAUCAUAAACUGGAAUCUCUAGAGAGAAAUCUUACUGAAGAACAAAUGAGCCUCUCUGAAGAGCAGCUUAAGACCUUUCUGGAAGAAUGUAUGCAGCCUGAGAGAACAAUAAGUAACGUUACCAUGCCAAAGUCUCAGGAAUCUCUUUCUUUUGGAUUAAGUCCCCCUUCUUACACAAGUCAAGACUCCACUCUUCACUCCACAUCUACUCUUUCCAAAAUGUUAGUUGAAGACCAUAUUGUAGGGAUGUUAAUGGCUCAGGAAAAGGCUGGACUCGAAGACAAAAGCUUAUGUGCAGAGAGCGAAAUCCCUGGCUACUAUAUCAGCAAAGCAUUGGCUGUUAGUCACUUAUCAAAGGAUUCACUGGCCCAAACAGAGGAACCUGAUGACCUAGAAGGUUUACAGAAGAUGGGAGAUGAGAGUAUUACUGAAGGUUACUUUAUGUCAAGAGCACUCAACAGAAAAAGAUUGAAGAAACCUUCUUUCUUGGGUGAACCAUUAUAUUGCAUCAGCAUGAACAAUGAGCCAUGCACAGAGGCUGACAUUCUCAGCAUACCACUGCAAACCAAAGGAGAUGCAAGCAUCAGAAGAACAGAGCAAGGGAGGAAGGAAGCGAUCUGCCUCAGAGGAGAGCAGGGUGGCAGUGGUGGUCAUAGGGAACACCACAGAGGACCACCUCUGCCAGCAGCAGUUGGUCUCACGCAGGAGUAACAUGGUUACAUUCUACACCACCAGUCUUCCUUGGCAACCAACAGUGAGAAAAACUCAGUACCUUGCUGCCUUCACAGCUUUAGAUCUUUAGUUAGAGCUUUAGUUAGAUCUUUAGUUCUCCUUUAGUCCAAACUGAUGUAGUACAGUUAGAACCAAGUGUAACACAGACACAGUUACCACCUCUCAUGAGUGUGUUUUAAGAUGGGAUGUGGUAAAUCAAGCAAAACACCAUGCACUGUGACCACUACAUUGUGAAGUGAGCAGGUAACAGUAUACAUAGUCCCUGUGAGGUAGUUAUAUUGCACAAGAGAGGAAGAUUUUCACUAUUAAGUAAAUUUUCAUAUAGGACAUCUCAUAGUAAAAGUCUAUAAGGUGAAUUUAUUAACAUUCAUCACGUAAUAAUUUAAUUAUAUUUGAGUCAAAAUCAUGUGUACCAGAGUAAUGCGAGGGAUAUUUUGAUUGUCUGUUUUCAGUGGUGAUUGAGUAAUGUUCGACUGUGUAGAACUCAGUUCUGUAUGGUUAAUAAACAUCUUGGGUUUAUGAUUGUUUUGCUUACCUUUUUUUUUUUUUUUUUGAGGGGGGGAGUAUUCUGAAUUUUUAGUCUCUGAUUUGUUUUAAUUUUUUUGAUAAAAAAAUAAAAACAAAACCAAGGAGAUAAUUACAGAUAUUGUAAUUUCAUCAGGCUUUGAAUUUUUGUAUUAGUGUCUAAUUUUUUAAAGUGGUGUGAACAGGUAACUUUUAGGCACAAUAAAAGUAAGCGCAAAAAUAAAACCCCCUUCAGAGGUUUGUAACUGCUAAAUAUUUUACAGAUAUCCAUGUUUAAGUUUAAAUUAAUUGUAUUCAGAUGUAUUGUAUUCUGUUAGUAUUAAUGUUAUGAUUAAACAAACAUCCAAAAUUAGCAUUUAAAUAGGCAGCAGUCCAUUCUUAUUAUUUUUGUUAAUGUACUGUUUACAAGUAAAUGUAUAGCAUAAAACAGAAAACCCUGAUACCUUUCCAUGGAAUUAAUUUGUUUCCCACGAAGGUGAUUCAGUUCUGUCUGAAGCAAUUAUUCCUGGCCAUAAGCAAAAGGGUGUGAUGUUUAUCAAAUCUGUAAAGUUGCUUAAUGUAUUCUAUAGAUAAUCUAGUUGUUAGUUCAGACAUGAUUAGAUAUGCUAAUUGUAUUGAGGAAUGGAGAUCCCAGUGGAAUCCAGUUUAAGGCAAAUACAUCUGCAGAUGAAGGUGUGAGAAAUGUCAGGUGUUAUUUUUAUUUUUAUUUUUGAGAGAUAUUUACAUAGCUGAGCUUUGUUAUGGUCAAUUCUAAAGGACAUUUAAAUGCGUAUGCGUAAUCUUUUGUAAGUAGUUUGAUUUUCUUGCUGACUUACACAUGGUUUAAAUUCUCUUUAGUGCUGGGUAAGCAAAAAAACCUGUGUUUGUGUGAAGCUGGUUUAGCACAAUUUUGGUUUUGCAGUCCUUAUGGUACUGUAGUCUGUGAUAUCAAUUUACUGUAAUACAUUAAAUGAUAUUUUAAGAAAAGCAUAAUUAUGAACAUAAUGCAUAUGUAUAUACUUGUGUAUAUAUAUAUCUGAAGGAAACUCUCAUGUGCCUUCAGAGAUAAGUAAUUCCUGUUUCUUGAAAGAAGCAGUAAUCUACAUCUGGCUCAUAUGCAUGUAAACAUAGAUGAUGUUUAAUGAGGGAAACAGAAUCCAGACUUACCCAUAUACAGAUAUAAAAUGGCUGGUAUUUCUCAGUUGUAUGAGCCAAUUAGUAAUUAUUUCCAGCUCUGUUUUGGGGGGCUAUAUUAAGUUUUAAGUAGAAGUUGUAUCACAAACUGUUUUUACUUUUUCAUAUUGCAAAUAAUGUUGUGCUUACAGUGGUUCAGCAUAUUUUUUUCUUUAUUU